AUGGAUGCCUUCCAUGCGAUGCGUAAGUGUGGUGGAGCUUCCGUCCAUGAGAAGGCGCCGUAUCGGCCAGAAGCCCAAGCUUUGGGUGGUAUACCAACCAAGAUAGUCGACAUACCAGUAUGCGCUGUCUUUAUGGUCCUAUACAUAAUUGCUGGUGCUUUGCACAUGGGAACCUUCCAGAAGAACAAGAAGGCUGGAAAGAAGUUCAUCUUUGGCGGUAUGAUGUUUGGCCUCUGCAAGAUCCGCAUUGUAACACUGAGUCUUCGAAUGGCAUGGGCAUGCUACCCUCGCAAUAUCCGUUUGGGUAUUGCAGCGCAGGUCUUUGUCAACAUUGGUGUCGUCUUGCUAUACUUUGUCAACCUCUUCUUCACACAGCGCAUCGUCAGAGCUCAACAUCCCAACUUUGGUUGGAGCAAGGCCUUUUCACCACUGAUUCCUAUGAUAUGCGUCAUCACCGUCUUGACAAUCAUCGCUCUGAUAGUUGGUGUCAUUCAAUCUUUCUACACCUUGGACACCAACAUCCAUCGCAUUGAUCGGAUCAUUGAGCUUUAUGGAUCGACAGCAUUCUCCGCCAUCGCCUUUGUUCCCAUCUUUAUUGUCACCCUGUCGACACUCCUACGAAUGGUCCCGGGCAUACGCGGUCAGAAAGCACAGGACAAGUUUGGCGAAGGCAAGAUGAGCACAAAAAUCAUUAUCGUACUGGCCAGCUCGGCCCUCCUGACCCUUGCCGCCUCUAUCAAGGCCGGCACUGGUUACUUGCCAUCCAUCCCUCUGGUUGAUAGCAGCAAUCCAUCGAUAACCGAGCCCACUCCCUGGUACUUCAACCGUGGCAUCUUCUACGCUUUUGGCUUUGGUGUCGAGAUCAUCAUCUUGUUCUUCUUCAUGGCCGUCAGGGUAGACAAACGCUUCAUCAUCCCAGACGGCGCCAAAGGACCCUACAGCUACGCGGGCGGCUUCGUCUUUGCAGGCGAAAGCGGAAACGAAAAGUCCAAGUUGGGCCAGCGCGAUUCUACUCGCAACCUCACAGGCAGUUCGCAAUCGUUGCAGUCAUGGGGCGGAUCGACCCGUCGUGGCAAGAGUGGUGCUCCUUCCAUCAUCAGUUGGGGCGGCAUCAGUCAAGCAGAUACCGAGAUGGGCAUUGGCGAGGAUGGUAUCGAGCCUGUGCCUUACGUGACUGUUGACGACGGCGAAAUCGCCAAGCCCGCGAGCAUUGGAGGUGCUGGACAGGAGAUGGGCUGGGACUCGAAAUCUGGCAAGUGGAAGCUUAGACCUGUUUCCACCAUGUCCGCCGUCUCGACCGGUACGCCAAUAUUGGCCAGAGAGGAUGUCUAA
Aureobasidium vineae is the source of this 1332-nucleotide messenger RNA. The record is from the annotation of a GenBank genome assembly. Lineage: Eukaryota; Fungi; Ascomycota; Dothideomycetes; Dothideales; Saccotheciaceae.